Messenger RNA from Cylicostephanus goldi, 666 nucleotides. Lineage: Eukaryota; Metazoa; Nematoda; Chromadorea; Rhabditida; Strongylidae. The record is from the annotation of a GenBank genome assembly.
UUUUUUUCUACUCAAUGCCAUUAUUGCAGUUUUGCCCUGUCACCAUUCUCGGGCCCAUUGAGUGAGGAUAGUCAAAGAUUGUUGAAAAGUCCUCGUAAACCACAAAGGAAGGUGCCGAAAAAUCCAUAUAAGGUUUUGGAUGCACCCGAACUUCAGGAUGAUUUUUAUCUAAAUUUAGUUGAUUGGUCUUCUCAAAAUAUGUUGUCUGUGGGAUUAAAUACUUGUGUUUAUCUUUGGAGUGCAUGCAACAGUCAGGUGGGGCGCAACUUAAACUUGCAAUCAAUACUCGCAACCUUCUUGCUUGUAACUUUCAAGGUCAUCAAACUGUGUGACUUGGUGAACGACCAAGAUACUGUAACAUCUGUACAAUGGGCCGACAAAGGAGAGCUUCUUGCUGUUGGUACAAAUCGUGGAAUCACACAGAUCUGGGAUGUCCACACCCAAAAAAUGACAAUGGAAUUAUCCGGUCAUACGUCACGGGUCGGUUGUCUUGCGUGGAAUGGCGACCUUGUUUGUUCUGGUAGUCGUGAUCGACAUAUCAUACAAAGAGAUAUAAGGCAGCCUCAUCUCACAGAGAAGAAAAUGAGCGCGCAUCGUCAAGAGGUAAGUGGUGAUCGGGCUUCAUUUCUUUGUCACAUAAGAAUUUGUUCAAUUAUUGCGAAGUAG